Molecule: messenger RNA, 3506 nt
Organism: Mangifera indica (mango)
Lineage: Eukaryota; Viridiplantae; Streptophyta; Magnoliopsida; Sapindales; Anacardiaceae
Product: probable alpha-mannosidase At5g13980
Exons: 29
Coding region: 190-3261 (1023 amino acids)
Biological process (GO): mannose metabolic process
Molecular function (GO): alpha-mannosidase activity; carbohydrate binding
Source: RefSeq, a predicted model, not a curated record
CACUUUUCUGGUCCUGUUUAUCCAGAAAGUGAAAGUUUUAGGAUAUACCCAAGUCAAAAACACACACGGUUGACAAAAACUAUCCUCAUCACUUUCUUCACUAAUCAUCUUCAAUGUUUUAUAGUUAAACCGGAACGACCACCUAGUCAAGUUCUGUUUAUUGAAAUUUGAUUCCUGUUUCGUUUUGCAAUGACCCGUCAAGCGUUGGUAUUUUUGUUCCAUGUUGUACUUCUUCUUGCAACUUCGUGUGUGGAGUCCAAUUACAAGGUUUAUAAUACUUCACAAGGCAUAGUUCCUGGGAAACUUAAUGUUCAUCUGGUUGCUCAUACACAUGAUGAUGUGGGUUGGUUAAAGACCGUUGAUCAGUACUAUGUUGGCUCCAACAAUUCUAUUCAGGGGGCUUGUGUGCAGAAUGUAUUGGAUUCUUUGAUUCCUGCAUUACUGGCUGACAACAAUCGGAAGUUUAUUUAUGUUGAACAGGCAUUUUUCCAGCGAUGGUGGAGAGGACAGAGUGAGGCCAUGCAGCAGAUAGUUAAGCAGCUUGUCAGCUCAGGUCAACUAGAGUUCAUAAAUGGAGGCAUGUGCAUGCAUGAUGAGGCAGUGACACAUUACAUUGACAUGAUUGAUCAGACAACUCUUGGGCAUCGCUUCAUUAAAAAUGAGUUUGGUGUAACUCCAAGAAUUGGAUGGCAAAUUGACCCGUUUGGACACUCUGCAGUGCAGGCUUAUUUGUUGGGAGCUGAAGUUGGAUUUGACUCUCUUUUCUUUGGUCGAAUUGAUUACCAAGACAGGACGAAGCGGAAAAAUGAGAAAAGUCUUGAACUUGUCUGGCAGGGUUCCAAAAAUUAUGGUUCAUCUGCACAGAUUUUUGCUGGUGCAUUCCCUAAGAACUAUGAGCCUCCACCUGGUGGUUUCUACUUUGAAGUCAAUGAUGACUCCCCUAUCGUUCAGGAUGAUAUCAAUUUGUUUGAUUACAAUGUUCAAGACCGAGUUAAUGACUUUGUUGCUGCUGCAGUAUCACAGGCUAACAUAACUAGGACAAAUCAUAUAAUGUGGACAAUGGGAACAGAUUUUCAGUAUCAGUAUGCACACACAUGGUUCCGGCAGAUGGACAAGUUCAUUCAUUAUGUGAACAUGGAUGGACGAGUCAAUGCUCUGUACUCUACCCCAUCCAUAUAUACUGAUGCAAAAUAUGCUGCAAAUGAAUUCUGGCCAUUGAAGACUGAUGACUUCUUUCCUUAUGCGGACCGUGCAAAUGCUUACUGGACAGGAUAUUUCUCAAGUAGACCAGCCUUAAAACGCUAUGUUAGAAUGAUGAGUGGUUACUAUUUGGCGGCAAGGCAACUAGAGUUCUUUAAAGGUAGGAGUAAUGCAGGGCCUAACACAGAUUCAUUAGCGGAUGCUCUGGCUAUUGCUCAGCAUCAUGAUGCAGUUACUGGUACUGAGAAGCAACAUGUGGCUGAUGAUUAUGCAAAACGGCUAUCAAUAGGCCACAUGGAGGCUGAAGAGGUAGUUGCAACAUCACUUGCUUGCUUGGCUGACUCGAUGUCCUAUGAUGGAUGUAAACGGGCGACUCUGAAAUUUCAACAGUGUCCACUACUGAAUAUUAGUUACUGUCCCGCAUCAGAAAUAGAUCUGUCUCAUGGGAAAAACUUGAUUAUUGUGUUCUACAAUUCCCUCGGAUGGAAGAGAGAUGAUGUUAUUCGAAUUCCGGUUGACAAUGAAGAUAUUAGUGUUUUUGAUUCCAAGGGAAAAGUAAUCGAAUCGCAGCUUCUUCCUCUUACUGAUUCUUACAUUGAUCUAAGGAACUACCAUGUUAGGGCAUAUUUGGGUAGAACUCCAAGCCUGACACCUAAAUACUUGCUUGCGUUUGCGGUCUCUGUACCUCCUCUUGGUUUUGGCACUUAUACCAUCAGAAGUGUCGAAACAACAGGGGCUAGUUCAACAAAAUCAUCUGUACACACAUUUGAAAGUAGUGAAAAAUCUUCUGUUGAAGUUGGUCCCGGGAAUUUAAAGCUUACUUUCUCCUCAGAUCAAAGCAAACUCAUUAAUUAUACUAAUAGCAAAAGCUCAGUUCAGGAAUUGGUUGAGCAGUCAUACAGUUUUUACCCCGGAUAUAAUGGAACUAAUGACAAAGCUCCUCAGAAUGCUGGGGCAUAUAUUUUCCGUCCAAAUGGUACAUUUCUAAUAAAGCCUGAAGGACAGGUUCCAUUGACUGUAAUGCAUGGGCCAAUAAUAGAUGAAGCACAUCAAAAGAUCAACGAGUGGAUAUAUCAGAUCACAAGAUUAUACAAGGGUAAAGAGCAUGUUGAAGUUGAGUUCAUUGUUGGGCCUAUACCUAUUGAUGAUGGACUAGGUAAAGAUGUUGUCACUCAAAUAACAACUACCUUGGAAACCAAUAAGACAUUCUACACAGAUUCUAAUGGGCGUGACUUUAUAAAACGGAUUCGUGAUUAUAGAUCAGACUGGGAGCUGGAAGUAAACCAACCAAUUGCAGGAAAUUAUUACCCUAUUAAUCUUGGUAUCUAUGCCCAAGGUUCUGGAAAAGAAUUUUCAGUUCUGGUGGAUCGGCCUCUUGGAGGAUCUAGCUUAGUAGAUGGACAAAUAGAGUUGAUGCUUCACAGGAGACUGCUACUUGAUGAUUCUAGGGGUGUUGCUGAGAACCUAAAUGAGACAGUCUGUAUAAAAGAUGAUUGCAGAGGACUGACAAUCCAAGGAAAGUAUUAUUUCAAAAUUGACCCACUAGGUGAAGGUGCUAAGUGGAGACGUUCUUUUGGCCAGGAAAUAUAUUCACCCCUCCUAUUAGCUUUUGCUGAGGAGGAUGGAGAUGAUUGGAUGAAUUCUCAUGUAUUCACUUUCUCUGGUAUAGACUCCUCCUAUACUCUACCUGACAAUGUUGCUAUUGUGACUCUCCAGGAGCUUGAUGAUGGAAAAGUUCUUCUUCGACUAGCUCAUCUAUAUGAGGUUGGCGAGGACAAGGAUCUUUCCACCAUGACGAACAUAGAACUGAAAAAGUUGUUCCCGAGCAAAAAGAUUGGGAAAGUGACAGAGACAAGCUUAUCUGCCAAUCAAGAAAGGAAGGAAAUGGAAAAGAAAAGACUUGUAUGGAAAGUAGAAGGUUCUUCAAGAGAAGAAUCCAAGGUAAUGAGAGGUGGACCCGUGGAUCCUUCAAAACUGGUUGUAGAGCUUGCUCCAAUGGAAAUUCGCACCUUCAUUAUCGACUUCACUCGUGUGUUCACCAGCAAGAUUUUUGACACUUAACAGCUGCAAAAUGAUGCAUGAAAAUCCUUGCCACCUGACGGAUGGCAUUAUGUUUAUCAAACUGUUCUCUCAAUCUCUAUGCUUGUACAUAGCUAGGACACAACCAAACCAGAGUUGAGUGUAAUUGUGUGUAUGUAUUGUCUACAUGUAAUGGAUUCAUCUUCAUGAAUCCAAUACAUGAAAUUAUGUUGCCAAAUUGUUAGUACUUUGUUUAAUUUGAAAGCGAUUUAGUCUAUUACUUGAAA